Microcebus murinus (gray mouse lemur) is the source of this 1817-nucleotide messenger RNA. The record is from RefSeq and is a predicted model, not a curated record. NCBI's taxonomy places the organism in Eukaryota, Metazoa, Chordata, Mammalia, Primates, Cheirogaleidae.
GACAGGGAACCUGUGCUGAGUUCUCUGUACCUGGCCCCAGUCCCUGGAGACAUGAACAAGGUCUUCCCCCAGGGACAUCAUGGCAAGGCAGCUGCUGGAACCAAAGCCGUCCCCGGAGGGGCAGAAGGCUCCAGUCCCCUCUGCUGCUCGCGUCGCGGGGCCUGCCUCUCGGCCUCCGUGCUGCUGCUGCUGGCAACUCUAGCGGCCCUCAUCGCCCUGGCCACCAUCCUUGGACUGCCACCACGCAUGCCAGGGCCCCAGGCCUGUGCAACACUGGCGAACAGGACAGGCUUCUUGUGCCACGACCGGAGGAGCUGCAUCCCGGCCAGCGGGGUCUGUGACGGCACCCGCACUUGUCCCCACGGCGAGGAUGAAGAGGAGGGCUUGUGCCGAGACGUGCCCCACAGCCUCCCCAGCUUCCUGGUGGCCCACUGUGGAGACCCGGCCUCCUGGAUCUACUCAGACCAAAAAUGCGACGGGACCAACAACUGUGGGGACUGCUCGGACGAGCUGAGCCCAGUGACUGUGUGCGCGCCCUGUGGCCCUGGGUGGUGGCACUGCUCUUCCACCGUUUUCAAGUACUGCGACUGCAUCCCAAGGAGUCUCUGCCGGGACCGCGUGCAGCACUGCUCUGACUGGUCCGACGAGUACGCCUGUCCUGGACCCUGAGUGGACCACCCCGGCCGGCAUGGAAGGCUGGCUGGAAUGGCAAUGACAGCCCCUCACAUGAGCAUCGAAUCCUGGAGCGCGAGGGCAGGAAGGGGCCUUCGAAAUCAUCUCCUGGACUCUACACAUCAUGUCUGAAUAGGAACUGUCUCUCCUGCUUUCAAGUUUUUCAGCCUCUGCUUGAAUGCCCCCAACAACUGGGAACUCACUACCAUGUUAGACAGCUUCUAACAAAGACAGGGGACUCUGCUCCCAUGAUUUGAGGCCUGCCUUUGAAGCCACACAGAGGAAAUCUGCCACUCUGCUCCAAAACGGGCUUGCAGAUUCUAAUCUUGCCACCACUUGGAGAGAAGAUAAGUCUGGGGCUUAAACGCCAAGCUGAGGAGUUGUCUUUAUAGAUGGCACACGCAUGAAGCAUGUGCCACUGCCUGACCCUUUGAGACCUCAGGCAGACAUUGCUGGGCUUGGAUGCAACCUUAGCAUUUUUCUCAACUCAGUUACCCCAGCAGGCCCCGCUGAUUAACACACGAGAUUGCACACAAGUCAGGGCACUUGGCAUCCUACCAGCGGGACGCUACCCCAGGCAGCUCUGAGCUGCAGAACUGAAGAGCUGGAGAGAGGGCAGCUGGAGGAGCUCCUCCCCGCCCUGUGUCCAUCCCGUUCUCCACCCCACGACUCCCCACCCUCCACCCUAUGCCCAGAGGCCCAGCUAAACAGCCCAGCUUUCUUGAAGUAGGUCCUAGAGCCUUGAACUUUGAUCCUGGAGCCCAAAUGAGCUGUUUCUCUGCAUCCUUUUCCAGCUCCACAAUACCCAAGCAGGCAAGGAUGGAUAGCCCCAUUACACAGAUAAGAAAACUGAGGUCCAGAGGGGGAGGUGACUUGCUCAGGAUCAUACAGCGAGAUCAGUGCUGGAACUGGGACUCAAACAUGGCCUAUGACACCCUAGCCCAGUCGCCUUUCCAGCUACCAGUGCGAUUAUGCCUUGGCUGGGGCAGAGUCUCUGUGGGGUAUUUGCAAAUGUAGCUGGAGGGUCAGAAAGUGCCACACUCUUCUUCUGAAAGGGAGACUGGGCAUCCUGAACCCUGAGAGGGUUCCUGUUGAGGAAGACAGACAUAUCCUUAUUGAAAAUUAAUAAAAUUGGUUUUACGUAA